This is a messenger RNA of Tilletiaria anomala UBC 951, 198 nucleotides long. Its product is annotated as nucleotide excision repair, TFIIH, subunit. Gene Ontology annotation, biological process: nucleotide-excision repair, preincision complex assembly; nucleotide-excision repair; transcription by RNA polymerase II. Gene Ontology annotation, cellular component: transcription factor TFIIH core complex; transcription factor TFIIH holo complex. NCBI's taxonomy places the organism in Eukaryota, Fungi, Basidiomycota, Exobasidiomycetes, Georgefischeriales, Tilletiariaceae. The transcript has 3 exons. The record is from RefSeq and is a predicted model, not a curated record. Bases 1 to 198 code for a protein of 65 amino acids.
AUGCGCGCUGUCAAAGGGACGCUGCUGACCUGCGAUCCAGCGGUCAAGCAGCUCAUCCUCGUCAUUAACGAGCAGAUGGUCUUCGUCAUCGAAGAUCUGGAUGAAACGCAUCUGCUCAUCGACCCGUCGAUGGUAGAGGCAAUGAGGAUACGGCUGGAUGACGAACUCGAGAAGAACACGUACACGCUGGAAGUGUAG